AUGGACACAAAGCGUGACCUAAUCAAGACAUCCGGUGGUUGCCCUCAUGGCUGGACUGAGUUUAGAGAUCGCUGCUUUGUUUACGUUCCAACAUCCAUGACUUGGCCUAGAGCUGAGAGAAACUGCUUGUCCAUGGACGCAAACCUCGUAUCUGUGCACAGCAGCAGCGAAUACCAUAUGAUUCAGAAGAUGACUGCUCCUCAUGGCUACCAAACAACCUGGGUUGGAGGAACCAAUGCACCAGGGGAGCAUAUUUGGUUUUGGAGUGAUGGGAGGCCUUUCCAGUACACAAACUGGUGCCCAGGAGAGCCCAUUAGUGGUUCCCGUCCAUUUUGCCUACAGAUUAAUUAUAGUGAUGGCAAAUGCUGGGAUGAUGUGUGGUGUGAUAAUCUCCGUCCUUCUGUCUGUGCCAAGAAGAGAUCAGGACUCCUGGACUGACACACAUGAAAUCUGAAUCAAAACAGCAGACUGAACUACAAUGUUUCUGUUUUGCUCCAAUAUCUUUAUGUGCAGCAUUCUAUUUUCCUCUCUGUUUAACACUUAAACAACAAAAUCACAAGUCAACAGAAGUGUGAUUGUGUCAUCAGUAGACUGAUUUUACCAUGUUUUUUUGUAUUGUCUUCCAAGAAAACUAUUCUGUUUUAAUUCUUUGUUUUAAAGUUUCCUUCUUGCUACAUUAAAG
Pundamilia nyererei is the source of this 682-nucleotide messenger RNA. Its product is annotated as ladderlectin-like. The transcript is spliced from 5 exons. Lineage: Eukaryota; Metazoa; Chordata; Actinopteri; Cichliformes; Cichlidae. The coding region runs from base 1 to 438 and encodes 145 amino acids. The record is from RefSeq and is a predicted model, not a curated record.